Molecule: messenger RNA, 2197 nt
Organism: Cataglyphis hispanica
Lineage: Eukaryota; Metazoa; Arthropoda; Insecta; Hymenoptera; Formicidae
Gene: Pms2
Product: mismatch repair endonuclease PMS2
Exons: 5
Coding region: 144-2165 (673 amino acids)
Biological process (GO): mismatch repair
Cellular component (GO): MutLalpha complex
Molecular function (GO): mismatched DNA binding; ATP hydrolysis activity; ATP-dependent DNA damage sensor activity
Source: RefSeq, a predicted model, not a curated record
GGCUAACAGGGUAUAUACGUUUAUUCAGUUGAAAAAGGUUAUGUCGGUAAAUACAGAUCGAAUAACUGCACAGAAUACUAUAAAAAAAUUGUUAGAAUUAUUAACAUCGAUUUGAAUAUAAUGUGAAUUAAAAGAACGGAACAAUGGACGAACCUGUCGCAACAACGGAAAAGUCGAAAAAGAUAGAAGCUAUAAAUAAAGAAACUAUUCAUCAUAUUUGUUCCGGUCAGGUAGUAUUCGAUCUUGCAAUUGCUGUUAAAGAAUUGGUGGAGAAUAGUUUGGACAGUAAUGCCACGGUGAUUGAUGUUAAACUUAUUGAUUAUGGUAAAACCUGCAUUAGUGUUAAUGAUAACGGUAGUGGUGUUUUAGAACAGGACUUUGAAGGCUUAGGCUUGAAACAUCAUACAUCAAAGUUGCGGGAAUUCACAGACUUAACUGAAGUAAACACAUUUGGUUUCCGUGGUGAAGCAUUGAGUUCAUUAUGUGCCUUGUCUGAAUUGAGUAUUGUCACCAGGCAUUCGACCAGUGAACAUGGGUUCAAAUUGGAAUUUGAUAAAAAUGGCACACUUUUGAAAAAAGAACCAUAUGCUAGAGAAAAAGGAACCACAGUACAUAUAAAGAAUAUAUUCAAAAAUCUACCUGUAAGAGCAAAAGAGUUUCAAAAAAAUCUAAAGAAGGAGUAUGCACGCACAAUUCAAGUCUUGUACAGUUACUGCUUAGUGUCUACCAAUAUUAAGAUUGUAUGUUCCAAUCUAAUAACGAGCAAGUCUCCUCAUUUUAUAGUAGCCACAAGAAAUACAGACAGUGUGUUGGAUAAUAUAAAUUCGGUGUUUGGCAAAAAGUCUUUAGAUGGGAUAAUUAAACUUGAAUUACAACCUCCAGACGAAACAAUAUUGCAAGAAUAUAAUUUGCCUAACGACAUUACAAUAGACUUCGAUUGGGAAUGUUAUGUGAGCACUUGUGAUCACGCGAUCGGACGUUCCUCGCCCGAUCGACAAUUUUUUUACGUGAACGGUCGGCCAUGCGAUCUCACAAAAGUCAGCAAACUGGUGAACAAUGUGUAUCACAAGUACAAUAAUAAGCAAUAUCCGUUUGUUUUUUUAAAUAUCAAGUUAAAUCGACAAUGCGCCGACGUUAAUGUUACUCCCGAUAAGAGGACGAUAUUUUUCACGCAAGAACGUCUCAUAUUAGCAACAUUAAAAUUUAGUUUAACGACAAAAUGGGAUAAAUUGCAAGGAAAUUUUAUAGCCAAGCCUUUAACAGAGUUAAAACUUGGUUUGAAAAGGACAGUUUCAUCUAACUAUGCUCAUCCGCCAGCAAAAAGAUUGCAAGUAUCACCUUCAAUACUGCACACAGCAAAAAAUGAUUAUAUUCAGAUUAAAUCAAUGAAAAAACCUAUAGAUGUAGAAAUGGUGAUAAGCUUUACAAAGAUUAAAGAAAAAUUAAAAGAAAAAGAAAAUAUUAUUAGAACAUCUGUCAAUACAGAAAAAAGAAUAAAAUAUAGAAUACAAAUGGAGGCCAAUCAAGAUGAAGCUGAAAAAGAAUUGCAAAGAGAAUUGACCAAAGAUUCGUUUGGCAAAAUGGAAGUCAUAGGUCAGUUUAAUCUCGGUUUUAUAAUAGCUCGUUUAGAGGACGAUUUAUUUAUUAUUGAUCAGCAUGCUACUGACGAAAAAUUUCGUUUCGAGAAGCUCAGUAAUGAAACAAAGCUGAAAACCCAAAAACUCAUCAUGCCAAAACCAUUGAAUUUCUCCACAUUGAAUGAAACAAUAGUCAUAGAGCAUCAACAAACGUUUGAAGAUAACGGAUUUACCUUCAAUAUCAAUGAGCAAGCUGAAUCUGGCAAGAAAAUAGAAUUAGUAGGAAUGCCUGUUAGUGGUCAUUGGCAAUUUGGUCAAGAGGAUAUAGAAGAAUUAGUAUUUCUUAUAAGAGAAGCAGGUAAUGAAAAUAAGGAGAAGCAUAUAUAUCGUCCUAGUCGUGUUAGACAAAUGUUGGCAUCCAGAGCAUGUCGAAGUGCGGUAAUGAUCGGCACAGCUCUAAACACCAGUGAGAUGCACAAAUUGAUAAUGCAAAUGACACAAAUGCAAAAUCCUUGGAAUUGUCCGCACGGUAGGCCCACCAUAAGGCACCUAUUGUCCUUAUUAUUAAUAAAUAAAAGUAAUCCAUAAUGUUUUCAUAAAUAUAUAUUUUACGAAAAUAA